Messenger RNA from Fonsecaea monophora, 957 nucleotides. RefSeq lists its product as hypothetical. Gene Ontology annotation, cellular component: membrane. The coding region runs from base 1 to 957 and encodes 318 amino acids. The transcript has a single exon. The record is from RefSeq and is a predicted model, not a curated record. Lineage: Eukaryota; Fungi; Ascomycota; Eurotiomycetes; Chaetothyriales; Herpotrichiellaceae.
AUGCGUCCCAUCAUCGCAAUUCCCGUAACCCUCCUCCUUGUCACUCGCGCCUACACUCGGCGAUCCCUCACACCGCUGGGCAUCGUGACCGCAGCACUUACCGCAACGAUCCACGCCCUUCAUCCGUCUGCCCUCCCGUUCACUUUACUUUGCACAUUUUUCCUGCUCGGCACGACGGCCACAAAAGUGAAACAUGACGUGAAAGCCACGUUGACAGUGUCAAGUAGUGGAGCUUCAGGCGGAGAAGGGCCUCGCACGAGUCUGCAGGUGGUUGCGAACAGCGGGUGCGCAAGUGCGCUGUGCUUAUUGCAUGUUUCGCUAUUUGGAGUAGACACGAGCGAGGGCGCAGAAUGUUUUGGUGGUAGCCGACAGAGCAGCAACACGUUUGCUGACCUGUUGCUGAUGGGGAUAAUGGCCAACUAUGCUGCGGUGGCUGCCGACACUCUGUCUAGCGAGCUGGGAAUUCUCUCCAAAUCCCAACCAGUGCUCAUCACGAACCCGCUGCGAGUUGUCCCACGAGGUACCAACGGCGGGGUGACUCUUGCUGGACUUUUGGCCGGUGUGGGAGGCAGCGCUGCCAUUGCUGCUACGAGUGUGGCACUCCUGGGCUUUUGUGCCGGAUCACCUUUUGACGCCCUCACUCUGUUCGCGUUAUUGACAGGGCUCGGAACGAUUGGCACGCUUCUCGACUCUCUCUUGGGAGCACUGCUGCAAGCCUCGGUCAUCGAUCGGCGGUCUGGAAAGAUCGUUGAAGGACCCGGCGGCCUCAAGGUGCUUACGAGGCCCAAGACGCCCCCUGCACAUGUGCAAGGGCAUGGCCGAAAGUCCAGCGGUGAAGAGAGCAGCAGGUUGAUCAACUCUGGAAACGACAUCUUGGAUAACAACCAAAUCAACCUCCUCAUGGCUUCUAUCAUGAGUGUAUCUGGGAUGAUAGCAGGAGAUCUUUUGUGCAGAUGA